This is a messenger RNA of Kockovaella imperatae, 1380 nucleotides long. RefSeq names its product coenzyme A transporter. The record is from RefSeq and is a predicted model, not a curated record. The transcript has 6 exons. NCBI's taxonomy places the organism in Eukaryota, Fungi, Basidiomycota, Tremellomycetes, Tremellales, Cuniculitremaceae. The coding region runs from base 148 to 1284 and encodes 378 amino acids. Gene Ontology annotation, biological process: transmembrane transport.
GUGAAUCAAUCAUCAACCAGGUGCGCGUAGUAUACAUUGUCUUUGAACAUUUUCCUAUCGUGCUUGUGGACACAUAGACAAGGCUAUAGAGAUUAGAGCUGUGUCCUUAGAAUCACCAGGAUCUCAGCAAGCCAGUUGAUCCUCACCAUGGUCGAUAUCAAAGGCAAAGGUCGAGCCACCGAGCCGCUUCCGGUUGAUCAUGAACAUCGAGAGCCGUAUCACUAUAAUGUGGAUACGAAGCAGAGUGAUGGCGCAGUAUCGUCAACAUGGUGGCAAGAGAGUCGUAGGCGAGCCAGGGCAGAUCGUCAAAGCUGGGACUAUGUUUUGAGUAGUGGCGUUGCUGGCGGUAUAGCCGGUUGCGUGGCUAAGACGGCCAUCGCUCCGCUGGAUCGAGUCAAGAUCCUCUUUCAAACUUCGAAUGCUGAAUUCAGUAAAUAUGCUGGGACACCUCUUGGACUGUUACAUGCCUCUGCCAAGAUCUAUAGCUCUCAAGGCGUCAGAGGUUUAUUUCAAGGUCACUCAGCCACGCUGUUGAGGAUCUUCCCAUAUGCCGGCAUAAAAUUCAUGGCUUAUGACCGUGCAGAGGCCAUACUCAUUCCGACACCUGAUAAGAGGACACCUUUGCGUUUCUUUAUCGCUGGAGCCACGUCUGGUGUCAUCUCCGUACUCUUCACUUAUCCCCUCGAGCUCAUCCGAGUCCGCUUGGCAUUCCAAACGCGAGAAUCUGAACGGACGUCACUUCGAGAAGCCGUUCGAUCGAUCUAUCAUGAAGGUCAUGCCCAUCAACCGAGUAUUAAUCCCGCGACAGUCACCUCAGCAGGUGGAUCAGCAACUGCCACCGCGACCACCUCGACCAUUUCUGCAUUUACUCGUUCUAUUCCUCUUUAUCCAUUCUAUCGAGGAUUCAGCAUAUCUAUCGUCGGGAUGGUGCCAUAUGCAGGGACAGCUUUCUUAACCUAUGGAACGCUCAAGCGUCACACCCCCGAUUGGAUCCCGUACCUCGCCUCUAGGCCAAAAGCCAACGACCUAGCUUGCGGAGCCGUGGCGGGUUUAUUAAGUCAAACGGCUAGCUAUCCGUUCGAGGUGAUUCGCAGAAGGAUGCAAGUGGGAGGUGCGAGGGGCAGCCAUGAUAUCUCCUGGAAGCAAGCCGUCAGGAUGAUCUAUGAUCAAAGGGGCUGGAGAGGUUUCUUUGUGGGCCUGACAAUAGGCUACUUGAAGGUUGUUCCGAUGACGAGUAUAUCAUUCGCCACCUGGCAGGUCAUGAAGCGUGCUCUGGAGAUAUAAGCGGGGUUGUGUUGAUGCAUGCUGUUGCAGUUCAUACCAUCAUCUUAAAAACUGCCACUGCCAUUCAUUUGGCCACCCAAUCAUAAAUUCGGGAUU